AUGUCGCAAGAAAUCGCCGCCUCAGUCUGCCGGGAUCGGCUGACCUGGUGGACGGGCGGUCGGUCGGCUGGUCGGCUGUUCGGCUGUUCGGCUGGUCGGUUGGCCAGACCGAAGUGGGUAGAGUGGCCGAGAUUUGAGGUUGUCUCGUUCGGUCGUUUGGGUACAGCAAGACUCGGUGAAUGUUUCACCUGUCAAGCUUGA
This is a messenger RNA of Protopolystoma xenopodis, 201 nucleotides long. The record is from the annotation of a GenBank genome assembly. Lineage: Eukaryota; Metazoa; Platyhelminthes; Monogenea; Polystomatidea; Polystomatidae.